GCAGCGGCAUGCAGACGCAGCGCUGCGCGGCGGCUCCACUCCGUGUAUUUCCCCUGAUCCUCCGCUCUCACUGAUUCAUUCAUCCCGGGUUGAGCUGCCGGUCGGUCUCUGCUCGCCCCGGGGUCCAGAGGAUCUGCUCAACCAUCCGUCUCUGUGUGUAUCCCUCCAUCAGUCUGUCCAUCCACAUCCAUCCAUCUCUCCAUCCGUGCGUCUGCCCGUCCGCCUGCGCGCUGCGUCCGCAUCUGGCGCAUUUGGGAAGGUCAAACGCGUCGUCUUCGAUCGGCGGACCUGUCAACUUUCUCUCUUCGCAUUUAUCCUCCUCAUCCUGCUCAGCGUUUGGCCACCGGGAGCUUGUCGCAGCAUCCAGUCGGAUCCGACUGAGGAUGGUCGGCUGAGCUCCGAGCUCUCUGAUUGGCUGGCCGAGCUUCGCCGUCUCCUGCCGUCAUCAUGGCGAAAAGCCCCGAGGUGAAGCUGGCCGUGUUCGGCAGAGCCGGCGUGGGCAAGUCAGCUCUGGUGGUGAGAUUUCUGACCCGACGCUUCAUCUGGGAGUACGACCCGACGCUCGAAUCAACAUAUCGGCAUCAAGCAAAUAUAGACGAUGAGGUUGUGAGCAUGGAGAUCCUGGACACGGCCGGCCAGGAGGACGUCCAGCAGAAGGAGGGUCACAUGCGCUGGGGCGACGGCUUCGUCAUCGUGUACGACAUCACCGACCGGGGAAGCUUCGAGGAGGUGGCGCCGCUGCGGAGCCUCCUGGAGGAGGUGAAGAAGCCCAAGAACGUCCCGCUGGUCCUGGUGGGCAACAAGGCCGACCUGGACCACGCCAGGCAGGUCGGCACCGAGGAGGGCGAGCGGCUGGCGGCCGAGAUGGCCUGCGCCUUCUACGAGUGCUCGGCCUGCGCCGACGAGGGUGGCGCCGUGGCCGAGGCGUUCCACGAGCUGUGCCGUGAGGUCCGGCGCCGUAAAGCCGUCCAGGGCAAAGCCCGGCGCCGCAGCUCGACCACGCACGUCAAACAGGCCAUCAACAAGAUGCUGACCAAGAUCAGCAGCUAGGGAAGCCCGGCGUGGGGAGCAGAGGAACCGAGACAGGACGCCUAAAUGUCUUGGGGAAAAACAAAGUGUUUCCAUCAGUUAGGGGCUCCAAACGGACUACACUUGAUUGAUCUGAAGUUGGACGGCGUUCCUGUUCCUGUUUCUUGUUUUCUGAUCAUUUUCCACCAAUGAACGUCACAAGAGUGAGAUGUUUUCCUGAUUAACUUACAGGCUUUUGGAAGAGGGGAACGAUUUUGGUACUUUUGGCUUUGGACCCUCUGACUUCAAACCAGCUGGACUCGUGAUUCAAAAUAGUUCUGGGAAAGAUGAGAAACUCUGUGUAAUGUUAACAAUUAAUAUGGUGAGGAUAUCCUGUUUACUCUUUCAUCUGACUCUGUUCAGUAAAUUAGCCAGAGGGCAGUCUAGAUGUAACGCAUGCAAACUGUCCCACACCGCAUGCGAAGAAUCCAACUUUUUAUCGAUGUUGAAGGACAAAAGACUCGUCGUUUCCUCUCUGUAGCUUGUCUGUAGGCGGGUGUCUUCAUUUGUCCUUCGAGCUGUCGUCGAGAGUCAAGUCCCUCAAAAUCCAAUCAACAGUUUCCCUCAGAGAAGUAGAUCCGCUGUGCUAUCGGGAGAUCUGUGUUGUCUUUCUUCUCAUGUUGACCCUGGAAAAUUAAAAUCUCCCUGAGCCGCGGCGCCGGCCCUCAAAUAAACCGUCGGCCCGACCUCGCUGUCGUUCUGUUGACAUCAGACGGCGUCUCAAAGUGGACCGUGACUUCCUGGGAUUAUCCAGGACGAGACCGCUCGAGAUGCUAUCGCCGUUUUCGAGGAACCAAGGCGGAGGUCGGGCGGGGAGUCCAAUAUGCCGAGGCUUAGGAGUGAGAGCGUUUUCUGUUUUGAUGUUGAAGCUGCGGAGGGAAGCCGCCGCCGCCGCCGCCGCUGACCUCCUGGGCCGCUCUUCAUGGAUGUUAACGAACCUUUUAAUACUGUAAACUGUGUAUGAUAUGUUGCCUUAAGCACUGUUGUGUCCUCGGUGUGUAGAGAACCCAGAGGGGUCAAGGCGAUGCUGCGUUGAAAAAUCAAAUGUACGAUCUCCAUUUCUGUUUUUGUUUUUUCAAAGCAAAGCGCCCGGUUUCAACAGUGAAAUGUAAUUAUCUUCCUAUAAUUCGGAAAAUUUGCCUUAUUCUGCUUUUGUUUGACAUGUUUGACACUGUUUGUCCGGUUUGUCCACCUGGGGAAAUAAAAAGUUCAGACUCAACAUGAAGCUGAGGCCUUGUUCAGACUGACAGCCCAACCCUGUACUGCAGUCAGAUUCAGGAGAAAACUACACCCUGAUUUUAGAUUUUUUUUCUCA
Messenger RNA from Myripristis murdjan (pinecone soldierfish), 2383 nucleotides. It is a transcript of the gene rerg, whose product is annotated as RAS-like, estrogen-regulated, growth inhibitor. Gene Ontology annotation, molecular function: GTPase activity; GTP binding. NCBI's taxonomy places the organism in Eukaryota, Metazoa, Chordata, Actinopteri, Holocentriformes, Holocentridae. Bases 448 to 1050 code for a protein of 200 amino acids. The record is from RefSeq and is a predicted model, not a curated record. The transcript is spliced from 5 exons.